GGCUCUGGGUCGUUUCCAGUACAUUUUAGGUAGUGAUGGACUGUGAAACAUGAGGAGACUGUGUGGUAAUGUUAUGUGGAGACCACUAGAAAACCAUUUCAGAGUAGAAUUUUAGCAGUUUCCUUUACAUACCUUGUAUAUAUUUAAUAUCAGUUCAUGGUCAAUAGUAAUCGCAUUUACAUUUUUUCAGGGUUACACAGCAAUUAUUGAGUUGUUACCUGCUAUUUCAGUAUUACGCAUAGUUUAUGGGAUUAUAAUUCUUCAAGUAAGGGUAUUUACAUUACAGUGUACAACUAAAAAAAACACUCAGUUCUGUUAGGACAUAAUUGUUUGCUUUCCUGUCUGCCGCUUUGCAGUUUUUAUACCCAAGACAGCAGCCUAAGUUGAGAGAACAUUAUUGCUUUUGUUUGUUUUGGAUUUAGUCCGGUGUGUAUGAGACCCUCGGAUUUGUUGGGCUUUCAGUGGCCAUAGAUUAUGUGCGAGCUGAGCUGAUACGCCUGGAUGAGUCACUCAGGCUGCAAGUUUGCAGAAGAGUGCGAAAGGGGAGGGGGAGAUACAGGGGCCAGCUGGAAAACAGUCCUGCAGUGCCUCUCUGCCUCCUCAACACAUUGUUUCCGUGUAUAUAUGAUCAGUGUCAAUAUCUAGGACAGUAUUUAUUGCCUCUGGUGCGUGGUUUCUGUUUCUAUUUCCUGCAACUUGAAGCUCGUUGAUGUGGGGCUCAGACAGAUGUCUCAUCCACAGCAGUUUUUUUAGCUGGAGCUUAAUGUUCUCAGACUCAACUUUGUCCUCUGGGCAGCAGCAUGUCUGAAAACAAAUCCAGUCAGCGGUUCCACAGCCUGAAUGCUGAGCAGGUGGAAGUUCUCCAUCAGGUUCUGUCGGACGUAGUUCCGAUCCACGGCCGGGGGAACUUCCCCACACUGGAGCUUCGUCCUCAUGACAUCAUCAUAGCUGUACGGGCCAGACUGCAGAAGCAGGGAAUCACAGUAAGAGAUGUCCGUCUGAACGGCUCAACAGCCAGCCACGUCCUAGUCCGAGACAACGGAACCAGCUACAAGGACCUGGACAUCAUCUUUGGAGUGGAGUUGCCCAGUCAGGAGGAGUUCCAGGUGAUCAAAGAGUCAGUGCUGGGCUGCUUGCUGGACUGCCUACCAGCUGGGGUCAACAGAGAGAGAAUCAGCAGUGCCACAAUGAAGGAGGCCUACGUCCAGAAGAUGGUCAAGGUCUUCAAUGAACACGACCGCUGGAGCCUCAUCUCCCUCUCAAACAACAGCGGCAAAAAUCUGGAGCUCAAGUUUGUGAGCGCACUGAGGCGGCAGUUUGAGUUCAGCGUUGACUCCUUUCAGAUCAUUCUGGAUCGUCUGCUUGAGUCCUACAUGCAGCAGGAGUCACAGCACAAAAAGAAUACUGUUGAUCUCAAGGACCAGCCCGCAGGGAAUCAGAGUAAAGAUUCUCCCUCUCUGCUUAAACAGGCCACUGCUGCAGAAACAGAAAUGUCCACUGGUAGGGACUCAUCCAGUUUAGGGGCUGAGCUCAGCCAGGCAGAGCAGAGAGAAGGUGUGCAUAAAAAGGAACCCCAGACUGAACUCUCACAACAAACUCAACAUUCAAACCAGACAAAACACUCCACAGCAGAAUCAGACAACAAGGACAAAACACAGACAGAGAUUGAAGAACACAGAGAAAACUUCAAUGAGACGAACCUCUCUGACCAGACUUCUCUAAACCUGUUGUCAGGAGAGAAACAAACCUCAGAGAAAGCUGAACCGUCAACUCAGAUUGAACUCAAACAUGAGCCAGAGGUCUUGGACACGACCACAUGCUCAACAAAGGUAGAGCAGUCAGAGCAAAUCGAGCCCUGUGAUGGUAAAAAGCCAGCAAAUCAAACAAAACCCCUUGUUGAACAGAAAGAACCCAUUGAGCCGAUGGGACAGACUGAGUUGCCAAAAACCUCAAACCCAACCCAAACAGAGUCCCUAAACCUGGCAGAAGACUCCCAUAGUAAAGAGCACUCUGACAAAACAGACCUCUCUAAGUGUUUGAGUGAGGAUCAGAGGAUCAAUGAAAAAGAUAAAACACAACUAAUGUCCUCUCCAGACAGUGGCGCAUCUGCUCAUGCAAAGAUAGAGAACCAGUUGUCAGAUGAAAGCAAAGUAGAAACGGAGACAGGGGAGCAGAUACAAGCAGAGAGGAAGAUUGACACAGAAAUAAGUCAAAUGACAGAAGAGAGUUUAGCAUCAGAAGCAAAACACACAGAGGACACACAGGGUAUUGAUUCUUUCUGCUCCACCUCUUCCAUAUCUCUCACACUUCACAACACACAGCCUACUGGCACCCAGGAUAAACUGGAGGUUCACAGCACACUACAUACAGAUAACUCAGAAAAAUCGCCUCACAUACUUGAUGCCGUUAACCCUCCAGAUACUCAGGACAUUUUACCUGCACCACCCAGCCUUGUUUCUGACAAAAAGACCUCCAGUCCUCCUUCUUGUAAGGCCUCAGAUAGACUUUCCCAUAUGGUGGUGCUCAAACACUCCUCUCCUAAACCCCCUCGGAGGAUGUGUAGGAAGGUUACCCCCAAUCCUUACCCUAGUGCAGUGUCUGAAAGUGAUCCUGCCGCAGCUUCCUGUCUAGAUCCAAAUCCCUGUCUUAGCCCUGAACCUGAUAUAGCCUUUGACCCAAAGCCAAAUGUUAAGACCUGUCCCAUUAAACCUACCAGUUUAGACCCUACACCAACUAUCAUCUCGACUAAAACAAACCCUGGGCCUGAACCCAACCCCUCCACUAACCUUGCGUCAAACCUAGACCUUACCUCAGCUCCCGAUCCAGCCCCUGAUAUAAUGUCCACCACUGCUGUGGAUCCCACAUCUGCUUUACCUCAAGAGCCAUCAGCCUGUCAGUUAGUCACAGAGGUUUCAUGCGAGACAACUAUUCAGAGCCUGAAAGAGACACCACCUGUGGCUUUGGAUCAGCAAAGCCAGUCCUCCCCUAGAGAAACUGCCUCUCCACCCAAACAAUCAGAGCCUCCUGACUCUCUGGACACAUUAGUUUUACACUCUGAUACAUCCAGCUCAAACACCCAAGAACCCGCACAUACCUCAGAAACUGGGCUCAGUGAUGAAGAUGAUAACAGAGGAUUUCGGACCAAAAUGAUGGAUCAGUCAAACAGCAGCCCACAAGAGACCACACUCAGUUCACCUCCCUCUUCCGACUGUGUCACCCCUCCCAUUUCCUGUAUAACCCCUCCCGUACUUAGUCUCUCCCCUCCUUGCUUCACUCCCUCACCCCCCAGCCUCAGCCCUCCCCCAUGUCUGACCACUCCCUCUCACAGCCUCUCAUCUCCAAUGCUGAGCACUGUCAACCCAACUACCAGCUUUGGCUCUCCACCCUUGAGUUUCAGCCCUACCUCGUCCUGCCUCAGCUCACCCCCUUAUCUCACCCCUCCUAUGCUUAGCCUCAGCCCUCCUCCUCUGUGUCUUACCCCCCCUUCCCCCAGCCUCAGCCCUCCCCUCCUCUGCCUCACUCCACCAGUGGAGUCAGAGGAUCUCGUACCUCAGGUAUCUUCAGACAUAGAGCCUUUGAUACUUAACACAGACGGCGAGGAACACAUUAAAGAGCCCUCCCCUCAGCAAGGAGUUCCUCUCCUACAGUUGGAGGAUAAAAAGGAACAAGAUUAUAUCUCAUCGUUGCCUCGGGUUGCAGAGCCUGUCUCUUUUCCAAUCACAAUCCCGAGCUCCACCUCACAUGUGCUGCCUCACCAUCAGUCUGACGGCCCAGGGGAAUCUGCCCCUCCAAAAGCCGAUGAGGCAUCCAGCUCCAUGUCUGAGAACAAAGAGGCCCACACAGUAACUGCAGACAUGCCUGAACAGAGCAACGCUCCUCGGGCAUCUGGCUCUGUCCCUGCCGUUGAGGUCCUGGCAGAGAGCAUGUACGGCGACUUUGAGGCAGCAAUGGACCACCUGCGCUAUCGCCUAAUUGCUACAAGGAACCCUGAAGAGAUUCGAGGUGGCGGCUUGUUGAAAUACAGCAACCUGUUGGUCAGGGACUAUCGACCAGCCAGUGAGACUCAGAUAAAGACACUGGAGCGCUAUAUGUGCUCACGCUUUUUCAUAGAUUUCCCUGAUGUGCAGGAGCAACAGAGGAAGAUCCUGUCCUACUUGAAGAACCACUUCAUCGGUGAGGAGAGAAGCAAGUACCAGUACCUGAUGACGCUGCGUCGUGUGGUAGACGACAGCACAGUGUGUCUGAUGGGACAUGAGAGGCGUCAGACACUUAACAUGAUCACAGUGCUGGCGCUGAAGGUUCUAGGAGAGCAGAACAUUAUCCCCAACACAGACCAUGUGACAUGCUUCUACCAGCCUGCCCCGUACCUUGCCGAGCACAGCGCCCCCUAUAUAACAGAGCCCAGCUACUGCAGCUACUACAUACCCCAAGGGGGAUCAACUCUCCUUUACCAACCGUACCCCUUACACCUGCACACACAGACUGGACUAGUCUAAAACACACAUACUUAAUUACACAAAACACACAAUAGAGCAAGAGGUGCUUGCCAUGAUGAAAGAGCUGGAGAAUGGAAAUAUAAUCCAGGGAUAAACUGUUUGGUCUAUAAUAGACCUGUGGGGGUGGGAUUGAGUGGGUUUUUUACAGUAAACUCCCCGAGUACUCUGUAAGGUUCUAACAUGAUUAUAUGUAAUUAUCUGGGCUUUGUGGGAAAAUAAUAAUUCUUCCGAUAUUGUUAAAAUUCCAGAAAAUGCUGUAUGCACUGCAUGAGUCAUAGCCCUUUGGUCUCCCCGGGAAACCAACUGUGCUGUUGACAUUCACACACAUGCAUAGACACACACACACACACACACACACACACACACACACGCACACAGAAACAGUCACUUCCAGGUUCUUGAAUUAUUGUACACUCUUUUCAUGUUCUUACUGUGUUGUUCUUAAUGGGUUUGUUCAGAAUGUGGACCUUGCCUGUGGUUGAUAUUGUGCAUGGAUAAAUUAGGACUGUUCUCUCACUGCCAAAUACUGUGUGGCUACUAUGCUUCUUAAACAGUUAAAUGUAACUUUGUUAUUCCUUUACUGAAGGGGUGUAUUCUAAAAAAAAAUACAGAGGGAUAAGUCUACCAGUGUGUAUAGUACUUUUGUCAAAAUACACACAUGUAUGCACACACACACACUCUGACACACACACACACACACACACACACACACACACACACACAGUACAUAGACACAAACAUACGUACAGUCUACUGUAUGCACACAAAGUUAGACAACGCAUGAGUAGCUACAUAUAUAAAUCACAUCCUGAAGUCAAAGCAAAGGCUUUUAAUUUAAUAAAAAAUUGAUCUAUUUUUGCAAGACUUUCCAAGAUAAUACUCGGUGGUAAAAAGACUGGUAGUUCUUAAGAAAAUACCAACAACAAUGCCUUUGCAAUAGACUGUACAGCAUAUUGAUUACAGAAUAUUGUGUGUGAAUACACUGCAUUGUUUUCAGGUAAACUGUGUUAAGAUGUAGUGCUUGAUUCCUUUCCCUUGUGGAGUCCUUUCUAUAAUCAUGUGAAGAACUGUACCAUCUAGUGUUCUGAUUUAUUUAAUGCUAAAGUUUACUCUAUGGAGGUGGUCAGGCUAUAACCAUCUUUGGGUCAUCUCUAAACCUGGCAGAUAAAGAGCAAUCUGCCUCAACCGAAAGGAUUUCCGUUUAAACUUGUACGACUCCUGUUUGCAUGAAUCAGCAUCCAGAAUCAACAUGGAACAAGUUCAAAUCCACUUCAAACUUGUUUGAAUCUAAGUUUAAAGCCGUGCAACAGCAACUAUGACCAAAGAUGGUUUGGUAGGGAAAUCAAGUGCCUAAAUGUGAGACAUCAUUGGCAUGUCUUUAUCUCACUGCACUGGGGGUGU
This is a messenger RNA of Thunnus maccoyii (southern bluefin tuna), 5897 nucleotides long. It is a transcript of the gene tent5d, whose product is annotated as proteoglycan 4. The record is from RefSeq and is a predicted model, not a curated record. The transcript is spliced from 3 exons. Bases 801 to 4496 code for a protein of 1231 amino acids. Gene Ontology annotation, molecular function: poly(A) RNA polymerase activity; RNA binding. Lineage: Eukaryota; Metazoa; Chordata; Actinopteri; Scombriformes; Scombridae. Gene Ontology annotation, biological process: mRNA stabilization.